Messenger RNA from Nicotiana tabacum (common tobacco), 1127 nucleotides. RefSeq names its product large ribosomal subunit protein uL30y-like. The record is from RefSeq and is a predicted model, not a curated record. Gene Ontology annotation, biological process: maturation of LSU-rRNA from tricistronic rRNA transcript (SSU-rRNA, 5.8S rRNA, LSU-rRNA). Gene Ontology annotation, cellular component: cytosolic large ribosomal subunit. Gene Ontology annotation, molecular function: structural constituent of ribosome; RNA binding. Lineage: Eukaryota; Viridiplantae; Streptophyta; Magnoliopsida; Solanales; Solanaceae.
ACAGAUUCAGCCAACCCGCCCAGAUUCACAACAGCAUAGGUCAGUAAACUUUACAAAAACCCUAACACACACCGAGUCGCCAUUUCACCCGCCGUGAGCACAAAAAAAGCUCAGUUUCCCUCAUCAAAGAAUCCUACUCUCUUCUUACUUCUCCAAUUUCAAGCCAUGGGUGAGGAAGUUAAGGGAGCUGUUCCAGUUCCAGAGUCAGUGCUGAAGAAGCAAAAGAGGAGUGAGGAAUGGGCCCUUGCAAAGAAACAAGAGCUUGAAGCUGCAAAGAAGAAGAGUUCCGAGAACCGGAAAUUGAUCUACAACAGAGCUAAGCAGUAUGCUAAGGAAUAUGAGCAGCAGGAUAAGGAGUUGAUUUGCUUGAAGCGCGAGGCUAGAUUGAAGGGUGGUUUCUAUGUUGACCCUGAGGCAAAGUUGUUGUUCAUCAUUAGGAUCCGUGGGAUUAAUGCUAUGCCCCCACAGACCAAAAAGAUUUUGCAGCUUCUACGGUUGAGACAGAUCUUUAACGGUGUCUUUUUGAAAGUCAACAAAGCUACAGUGAACAUGCUUCACAGGGUUGAACCUUAUGUUACCUAUGGUUAUCCUAACCUGAAAAGUGUUAGAGAAUUGAUCUACAAGAGAGGUUUCGGGAAAGUUGACAAGCAGAGAAUUGCUUUAACUGACAACUCUGUCAUUGAGCAGGUGUUGGGCAAACAUGGAAUUAUCUGCAUGGAAGAUCUAGUCCAUGAGAUCUUGACCGUCGGACCCCAUUUCAAGGAGGCUAACAACUUCCUAUGGCCAUUCCAGCUUAAGGCACCUUUGGGUGGACUCAAGAAGAAAAGGAAUCACUAUGUUGAAGGAGGUGAUGCUGGUAAUCGCGAGAACUAUAUCAAUGAACUUAUUAGGAGGAUGAACUAAGUCAUCUGGCAAUUUUGCUUUGUUAGGAGUUAUUUCAUCUCAUCUUUUUAGACCAUUCUGGGUUAUUAGAGUAAAAACAGCUUCAGAUUUUCUGCCUUCAUUUGAGACUGUUUAGAAUUAUUAGAAUAUACGACAAUAUUUUUGGUUUCUCCCCAGGGAGCUUGUCUUUGUUGAAUUACAAUCCCUAUUUAGUUUUUGAAGUUCUUGUGCUUCGGUGCCUUGAA